Messenger RNA from Dendronephthya gigantea, 5764 nucleotides. RefSeq names its product centrosomal protein of 152 kDa-like. The transcript has 27 exons. Bases 218 to 5698 code for a protein of 1826 amino acids. Gene Ontology annotation, cellular component: centrosome. NCBI's taxonomy places the organism in Eukaryota, Metazoa, Cnidaria, Anthozoa, Malacalcyonacea, Nephtheidae. Gene Ontology annotation, biological process: centriole replication. The record is from RefSeq and is a predicted model, not a curated record.
CGUGACGCAAGAAAGCGCGAAGUUCAGACAACCAGAUUAAUAUGGCUGCCUGCUCACCAUUAUUAUGUUGUCUAACAUUUGCAAUGUUUUUGAUCCUUUAAUGCAUAAAAUGAGCAACUGAUUUAACGUUUGGAGUAAGAUAAAUACCCGAUUGUGCUCUAAAGAUGAAACAUUGGAUUGAAACUCGUCAAGAAGUACUUUUAAUCGCAACCGAAAGAUGACAGGUCUGAGCCAAGUGAACUUCGACGUGCAGGGUCUAGGGGAUGACGAGGAAGAACAGCUUAAUAAAGAAGAUGCAGAAAGGGAACGUGAGCUUCAUGAACUGCUCACUAACGAACUACCUGAUGACCUCCUGGAUGACGACAAUAUUUCAUUCACAUCCCCGCAUCAUAGUGGUUCUACCAAUGACCAUGAAACACAUGAUUUUGUGUCUGACCAAUCAAGUGAACGGCAACACUCCAAUAAAACAGAAGACGUACACAUGGUAGGAUCAUCACACAUACAACCUGGUUACCCACAAAUGAAUAAGAUAUCCAUGCUUCUAACACGUCGUGGUGAAGAAUUCAUUCAAAGGUUUACAACCAGUCCGCCGCCAGAUAGCCCAUACCAUCCCCAAUCAUCAACUAGUCAUCUUCAUCCAUCUGCAGAAUCAUUGCCUAGGGGUUACCAUGAGGGUAGUUAUGGUUACAUGCAGGGUCAAGGUGGGUUUACCAAGGAUAAUGAUGAGCAUCAAAGACGUUAUACAUACCAUGCUGGUGAUGAUCCAGUGGUGAGUGAUGGUGAUGAAUAUUAUGGUGGUUAUGAAGAUGCUGGUUAUUAUGGUGUAACAGGAUACCCAGAACAUGAUGAAAACUUCAACCAGGUUGUUUAUACGAAACCAGAAAAUCUACCAAACUUACUGCAGAAUGUCACAGACACAGGAUCAGAUAUGAUUGAUGACUUCAAGGUUCAUUACAAGAGAGGAGAGAAUCUUCAAGUCACAGAGUCACAACAUGAGGCAAUUCAAAACGAGGCAUUAUUAGGUCAUACUUCUGUAUCACCCUCAACUGUUGAACUGGCUCAGUUGCAAAUUCUUCAUCGUGCGCGCAAACGGAAGCUUGAGGAGGUCACAAAUGAGUUGCAACGCAAGGAAAAAGAUUAUGAAAGACAGAUACGAGUUCUGAAUCAUCAGCUAGCAUUGAUGAAAGGUGAACGCGAUGGAAUGGCGUCAAGUUUGCAGCAUGCGCAAGAGAUAGCGACAGGUCGAAAACAGGAGAUGGAUGAACUGGAAGAAAAAGUUCAAAAUUCUGAGUUGGAAAAAGAAAGAAUGCAUAAUGAAAGAAAUGAGAUCGAGUCUGAGUUGGAAUCUGCGAAAAAAACAAUUGAAAGUCUUCAUCAGCAGCUCAUGGAGUUAGAGAAAUCCGAAUCCUUGUCCCGUGCACGUGAACAACACGAGAACGUUGUCAUGGCAACCAAGAAAAGAUACGACGAAGACAUUGCUCGUCUUAAACAGAAACUUGACGAUGUGAAUAAUUCGUUGACGUGGAAGGAUGAAGAAUCGAAACGUUUGCAUGACGAACUUGUUGAAGCAAGAAAAGAGUCUGAUCGCGUGAGACUGGACCGAGCUGAGACUGUUAACAGAUUGACAAAGAGCCUGGAACAAAGUCAGAAACAAAAUGAAGAAUUGUUAAAUUCUGGUUCAACUCAAGAGAUCUCUCAACUUCAACGUCAGCUUGGUCUCACCCAACACGAGAAGGAAGAUUUAGAAGAACACUACAAAGCAAUGGAGAGCGAUCUUGCUGAUAUGAAAGAACAACUCCGUAUUUAUGAAUCGAUGUCCAAACUGGGUUUCACGAGCGACGCAAACGAUGGUGUGCGACGAAACUUGGAGGCGGACCAGUGGAGGACACCAUCUCAAACCACGCUUUUGGAAAGUAAAUUUUCAACAGAAGAAGCAUUGGUUGGUCUUCAAAAAGAGCUCCAGCAUUCCCUCGCAUCCAAUCGAACGAAGCGAGAAGAGAUACAGCAACUUCGUGUCCAGUUUGACGAAGUUAAAAAACACCUCGUCGCCAAAGAAAACGAAAUUGAAAGAAUGGGGUUGCUUGUGAGGAAACAGGAGAUACGAGUUUUGGAACAGGAGAAGAAGAUCUCGGAGUUGGAGGAUCUGAACAGGAAUCCUGAAGAGAGAGAGAAGAAGAAAGACGAUGAAAUACAAAAUCUUUGCGCUUUAGUUGAGGAACAAGGCGUAAAACUUGAGGAAUGUGAGAGACACGAACGAGAGAUGGAGAAUAUGAAUGUACAAUUAAAAACUCAGAUCUCGGAGUUGAUUCGAGACCAUGAUUCUGCCAGGCAGAGCAGUGUAGAACAAUGCAGGCAAUCUUGUCUUGAGUUUCAUGAUCAAGCUAUGAGUAAAAUGAAACAGCAACUAGCCUCAGAACACGAAAAAGAGCUGGCUAAACUAAGACAUGAACUUCAAACAAAAACAACAGCAUUAGAUGAAGUAAAGGAAUCGUACGUGGCACUUAGUGAAGAAUCACGAUGGAUUGAAACACAAACCCGGGAACGAUGUGAGAAAGAAACAAGCGAAAAAAUGAAGGAAGAAAAGAUCAAAUGGGAUGAAGCUAAAACCUGCGAACUGCUCGCACUUCGUCAAACUCUCGCCACAGAAUCGGAAAAGACCGUGGAAAGGGAAAGGGCGUCGUGGCGGGAAAAUGAGGAGCUGAGAAUAAAGAAUAAUGUUGAAACUGAGCUCGCUAUAGCCAAAAUUGAUUGGAAUAAGGAUCAGCAAAAACAUCGGGAUGAAGCGAUUGAGAAUGCUUUGAGUAUGGCCGAGAGAGAGUGGCUGGCGAAAUAUGGAAAACCAGGACAAGAAGAAGAGUGGGAGGCAAGAAUAAAUAGCUUGAAAAAUGAUUGGGAGGAAACAAAAACACGAGAAUUUGACCAGAGAUUAGAAGAGUUACGAACGAAGCUGAUGCAAGAGCAAGUUGAGAACAUGAACGCGGCUCGUCAAGAAUGGGGGAAGUUGAAAGCAGUUGAAAUUGAGCGUGAGAUUGAAAAGUCAAGACGCAACUGGGAAGAAGAGUUAGCGAAGAUUGUGGACGAAGCCGAACUCUCUGCUGUCAAGAAAGCGAAGAUUGAAUGGUUGAAAGGACAAGAAAGUCGGGAGAAAAUAUUCAAAGAAAAAGAAGAAAGCUUAAGCGAGGCUUUGACGGCCGCGAAAGCUGAAUGGGAAAGAGAAAAGGACUUGGAGAUUCCAAACAUCAUCGCGAGGGAAAAGCAGAAAUGGCUAGGUGAUGUUGAGGAGGCGAAACAACAAGCAAUCGAUAGAGCAGUGUCCUUGGCAGAAGAAAAAUGGAAUAACGAACAUACAAACAGGGUGAACAGUGCCGUGAAGGAAGCCUUGGAUCUCGCUGAAGCAGCUUGGAGGAAAGAGAAAGACUCGGCUAUUGAGUCAGCAGUCACUAAGUCGCUUCACUCUGCCAAAGAAACGUGGAAUGAAAAUAAGGCCAAAGAAAUGGAACAAAUCCUUUCUAACGCCAAGAAACAAUGGCUCACUGAACUAAACUUAAAUAAACAGGAAUUGAACACAUCGCCACGUUCAAGAAAAUCCAUUGGUUCUUCAGAGGACGUGAACAAGACGUUUAGUUACCUGGAAGCGCAGUAUUCUACGAACUUGAAAGAAUUCCGAGAAACUGAACUAAAGCGAGUUUUGGAGGAACACCAGAAAAACCUUCUGGACACAGUCGAAGAACUGAAAACGAAGUAUGAAACGAAGUUGAAAGAAGAGGAAACUAAACAUUUGGCAGAGCUUGACAAUGUCAGCAGGAAGUCCCAAGAGGAGAGAGAAAUAGAGUUGAAAGAACUGGAGACUGGAUACCAAAAUAAACUCGAGAAUAUCGUUGAGGAAAUUGAAGGAAAAUGGCGGGAAAAGAAGGCCGCGCUGGAAGAGGAAUGGACUGAGAAGUUUGCAAAACAACAGGAGCAGUUGGAAGCGUCGUAUCGUGAAAAAUAUCAAAAUGAACGCGAAGGUUUGGGUCGACAGAUGCGUGAAAAAUAUGAGAAAGGUGUUGAGCAUGCGCGCAAGAAACUAGAGUACCAGUUUAAGGAGAAGUUACAAAUUAGUCUUGAGCGCGCAAGGCAUGACUGGGAAGCUGAGCAGGAGGAAGAGAGGAUCGCCGUGGAAGAACAACAUUUAGAAAAACUAGAAAAAGAACGAGAAAGAUUGAAGAAUGAGAUCCAGCGUGAGAACGAGGAAAGAAUAUUCCAAAUAGAAAACGAAAAGUUGUUGAAGACAAAGCAUCUGGAAGAACAACUUAAGAACGAGAAAGAACGAUACAAAACGGACAUUGAAAAUCUUCAAAAUGAACUACAUGAUUUGAAACAAAGUCAAAGGGAGUGCAGUGAAACUCUGGUGCGCAAGGAGGAAGAUAGAAAUCAUGAGGCUUCGCAGACUGAUUUGAUUCACGACCAGCCUUGGGUCUCUAUGACUGAGAUCUCUGAUGAUAGUCCGAACUUUGAGAAACUGAACGAGCUCCGUCGGCAGUACCUUGCAACCACUGCGCAGCUCAAAGAAGACUUGAUGAAGCAUGCCAUCGAGACGAGAAAUAAUGCUGCUAAAGCUAUUAGAAGUGAAGUCAUGAAGGAGAGACAUUCAACGGCGAACCAGCUGAGAAAAUAUUAUCUGGAGUGUCUCAAACAGAUCUUGGACGAGGAUAAGGAAGCUUAUAAGAAUAAUCUGCCGACAAGAAGUAAUGAAGACAAGAUAAAGAUUAUGGAAGAAAGAUUGAUUUUACCUGCAGAAAAAAAUGAAACUACAAAAUCACACGAUUCCACUUUGACAAAUGUAUCAUCGCUGCCGGAGGCUGAACCUUAUCCAAUCAGAACCCGCGGUAGAAAUGUAUCACCCUCCAACACUUAUCGCCCUGAUAAAGGUUCUCCUGUACGACGUGACGUCAUUAAAACUAGUUCUAGACCUCCAAGAGGGCGAACCCGAGAUACUCAACACAAGGAUAAAAAUAUUGGACUACAUUCUGACAGAGAAGAGUUUGGAUCAAUUCGCAAAGGUAUUAGUAUCUCUACUGAAUCCAUGGAUUCUAACUUGAGUCUACAACUGGACUUACCCCCCGUUAUAGACUUACUAGGCCAGUCAAGUUCUGACAAUUCCCGGGGGGCUGAGUCGGAGAUGUCUGUCAAUUCAGGAGGGACAUUUGAAAAUGUUGAGAAUUAUACUAAGCCAAGCGAGGCUUCGCAUCAUAGGGCAGAACAUUUUAAAAGCGAGAGAACUGCGAAUCGUGAACAGUUUCACCGCGCGAGCACGCAUUUUAAUGAACGCGAAACGCAUUCACGUCGACGCGCCACGCAUGAAAAUGUACAAGACACGCAUGGAAAGAUACGGGAUGUGCGGUUAAAUAAAUGGGACGGAGAUGGCAGUGACAGACACUUAAACAAACGUUCAACGAAUGAAAAAAUGCAGAACACGCGUUCUCUCAAACACGACGCGCAUUCACCCAAACGGGAAACGCAUUCACCCAAAAGGGAAACGCAAACCAGUAGCAAGGGAGUCUCUCGUCCUGUUAUAAAGACUGGGAAUUCUAAAAAAACGACGUCAUCAUUACGUAGGUCAGUUGCGGAUGUGUUGCCUUCAAAACCUCUCAGUCCAGCAAGCAACUCCCCUGGGACAUUCUCAUAUACCAUGCACUCACAAAGAACAAACAAAUAAUUUAUAUAUAACUGUUAUUUGUCACAUAAUAGACAUAGGAUGUAAAUAUUGUUGCUAACGAUAAUU